AUGGCGAAUAAUUCGCUCUCCCACCACCUCCUCCUCCCGCUCGCCGGCGACGACGACCCCGCCGCCUCCUCCUCCUCCGCCUCCGCCCUCACCUUCCCCUCCUUCUGGCCGCCCUUCCCCUCCCUCCUCCCCGACUCCGACUCCGACGCGCCCUUCUUCCCUCCCCGCCGCAUGGACCGCUGCGUCGCCGCCCGGCAGGAGACCGCCGCGGCGUUCCUCGGCCUCGACUUCCACGACGAGGACUACGGCGCCGACUGGGCGGCGCUGGACGAGCCCGGCCUGCCGCUCUGCUGGGACUGCCUGCAGCUGGAGGAGCACGACGCCCACCAGCGCUGGGACCUCACGCUGAGCGACGCCGACGAGUGGGAGCAGGUCGCCGCCCGGGGCCACGAGGAGGCCGAGCCCCCCGCGGCGCGGAGCCUCGAGUGGGAGGUGCUCGUCGCCGCUAACAGGCUAGGCAGCCUCAUCAUCGACGAGGACGUCGACGACACCGGCGUCGGCGUCGGCGGCAUCGAGACGUACUUCCUCGACGGCGGCGCCGACGACGAGGACGACAUGCUGUUCGGGCAGCUGGCCGCGGAGGCGGAGCACGAGCCCCCGGCCAAGGGCGGGCGCGCGGCGGCGAAGGCCGCCGUGGAGGGCCUCCCGACGGUGGUGGUCGCGGUCCGGGGCGGCGCGCAGUGCGCGGUGUGCAAGGACGGCAUCGAGGACGGGGAGGGGGCCCGGAGGCUGCCGUGCGCGCACCUCUACCACGACGCCUGCAUCCUGCCGUGGCUCGCCAUCCGCAACACCUGCCCGCUGUGCCGCCACGAGCUGCCCACCGACGACCUCGAGUACGAGAAGUGGAGGGCCAGGCGGGCCGCCGGCGAUGCCAAUGCCAACGGCGACAGGUACGGCAUCGCCGCCGGUCAUCGUGCUGAAUGA
Molecule: messenger RNA, 924 nt
Organism: Triticum turgidum subsp. durum (durum wheat)
Lineage: Eukaryota; Viridiplantae; Streptophyta; Magnoliopsida; Poales; Poaceae
Source: the annotation of a GenBank genome assembly